Messenger RNA from Durio zibethinus, 1369 nucleotides. Its product is annotated as xyloglucan endotransglucosylase/hydrolase protein 22-like. The record is from RefSeq and is a predicted model, not a curated record. NCBI's taxonomy places the organism in Eukaryota, Viridiplantae, Streptophyta, Magnoliopsida, Malvales, Malvaceae. Gene Ontology annotation, biological process: cell wall biogenesis; xyloglucan metabolic process. Gene Ontology annotation, cellular component: apoplast; cell wall. Gene Ontology annotation, molecular function: xyloglucan:xyloglucosyl transferase activity; hydrolase activity, hydrolyzing O-glycosyl compounds.
UGAACUGGAUCUCUAACCAUCGAAAGAGGCUAACCUGGCGACAGGAACUGAGCAGCAAUAAGCCGAAGCACUGCACUUUCCAGUUUCCUCACAAAAAUAAUUUAAGUAAAGCCGCGUGAUAUCAUAAACUGUGUUUUGGUGGGGUCGUGCUUUCUGGUGCGAUUUCGAGUGACAGCUAUUUUUAUAUAUGUCUAGUACUCAACCACUGUCUACAACCAAGCUGAAUGGAGCUUCCUUGGCCUCUUCCUUUACCCUUUUCUCUACUAUAAAUACCAACCUUUAGCAUUCUCAAUCAACUCACUUAUAUAACUUCUCAUAUUCCAGUAUAUUCUCUCUUCUCAGCAAAAACCACGAAAUGGGUUCUUCAAGUUCCAAUUUACGUUGCUUUUGAUUCUUUUAGUUGGCUGUCUAAUGGCAGCCUCCGCUAGCAACUUCUACCAAGAUUUUGAUAUCACUUGGGGAGAUGGCCGUGGUAAUAGUCAACAUGGAGAGGUUCUCAGUCUCUCCCUUGAUAAGGCCUCAGGCUCCGGUUUCCAGUCCAAGAAUGAGUAUCUUUUUGGCAAGAUUGAUAUGCAACUCAAGCUUGUCCCUGGCAACUCCGCUGGCACGGUCACUGCCUACUACUUAUCUUCGAAAGGAUCAGCAUGGGAUGAAAUUGAUUUCGAGUUCCUGGGAAACCUUAGUGGGGAUCCCUACAUUCUCCAUACAAAUGUGUUCAGUCAAGGAAAGGGUAACAGAGAACAACAGUUCUAUCUCUGGUUUGACCCAACUGCAGAUUUCCACACCUAUUCCAUCCUCUGGAAUCCCCAACGCAUUAUCUUCUCUGUGGACGGUACACCCAUUAGAGAAUUCAAAAACAUGGAGUCAAUUGGAGUUCCAUUUCCAAAGAACCAGCCGAAGAGAAUUUACUCCAGUUUAUGGAAUGCUGAUGACUGGGCUACAAGGGGUGGUCUGGUCAAGACAGACUGGACUCGAGCUCCUUUCACAGCCUCAUACAGAAACUUCAAUGCUAAUGCCUGUGUUUGGUCUAAUGGAGCAUCUUCCUGCAAAUCAAAUUCCCCAUCUUCUGCCUCAUCCAACAAUGCAUGGUUCUCUCAAGAACUGGAUUCUACCAGUCAGCAAAGGCUGCAAUGGGUGCAGAAGAACUACAUGAUCUACAAUUACUGCACUGACGCCAAGAGAUUUCCUCAAGGUCUACCUCCAGAAUGCAAUAUGUCUUAAGAGGCAACAACAGUUAUUAAUUAGAUCAAUAUUCUUUCAAUUUUUUUUCUUCAGGCCAAAUCAUGAUUCUUUUGUUCAUUAAGAAUUCUCAGUAUUUUGUAUGUAAUACGUUAUAAUAAGAUAAGCAACAAGAAGAAUUUCCUUUCCA